Benincasa hispida (wax gourd) is the source of this 840-nucleotide messenger RNA. The record is from RefSeq and is a predicted model, not a curated record. Lineage: Eukaryota; Viridiplantae; Streptophyta; Magnoliopsida; Cucurbitales; Cucurbitaceae.
UCUUACCAAACCCUCUCUUCUCCACAGCUUGAUCGUGCGAAUCACUUUCGAUCGUCGUCGUCAUUGGUGUUGCUUGGAUCUCUGUCAUCAUCGACUUCUUCUGGUUGGCUUGGGGUUCAUCGUCGUGGGUGUUCUCUGGUUAUUUUUCGUUGUUGCGUAGGCGUUCUCCAGUUGUUUUUCUUCGUCGCGUGGGUGUUUUCUGGUUGGUUUUCGUCGUUGCGUGGGCAUUGUUCUUCCGGUGUUUGUUCGUCGUGGUUAUUCUUCCGGUGGGUCAGCUCGACGUUCGUCCAGCUUAUUCUGAUCAUGGAGGUGGGUUGUCGGCAUGGAUCUAUAGAUUCAAUUGUGGGUUUUUCCGAUCCGAUCGUCUAUUUGCCCGAUCUACUCGUGGGUCUUCCAAUCCAGUUGUCGACGUUGUAUUUUUGUCAGAUCCGCCGUCUCAACUCUGUCAGAUCUGCCAUCACUACUUUCCCAGUCUAUGUUAGUGCUUCUAACUUACUCAGUAGCUUUGCUGUUUUUAAGGUUAUGACCAUUCUUUCUGCUCUGGUUGGCUGGGCUGCACCAAAUUUGUGGAUUAAACACAUGGCAAGCCAAGGACGAUCUCCAACACUAUCGAUCUUCUCCAAAAUGGAAACCUGUAAAGCUCAAUACAAAAAAUGAAUAUACCCAAAGAGAGAUUGAUGUAAUUCGAACCCAAUGGGCAAGUUUUGUUAGCCGAUUUGUGUAAGGAUGUAAUUCUUAUUUUUUUGUCUCAAUAGAAUGUAAAUGCUAGCUUAGAAUGAAUGCAAAUUUAUCUAACCAUGAUCUGUUUAUUGAAAGAUUUAUGUAUAAUAUUGUUGUGUU